Messenger RNA from Neoarthrinium moseri, 1260 nucleotides. RefSeq lists its product as uncharacterized. Gene Ontology annotation, biological process: proteolysis. Lineage: Eukaryota; Fungi; Ascomycota; Sordariomycetes; Amphisphaeriales; Apiosporaceae. The transcript has a single exon. Gene Ontology annotation, molecular function: serine-type endopeptidase activity. The record is from RefSeq and is a predicted model, not a curated record. The coding region runs from base 1 to 1260 and encodes 419 amino acids.
AUGGUUGAUCUCAAGAAGCUAGGAAUAUACCUAGCGGCUUUGAUCCCGGUAGUUGCCGCACUGCCAGCAGGGACUGGCAGUGGCAGUAGUCCCGUCGACCACUACAUCGUUACCAUGAAGCGCGGGAUGUCUGACACUGAGAUGGCUACUCAUAUAUCCUACGCCAAAGAUAUUCAUAGCCGGAGUGUAUCCCGCCGUGGCCUUUCCGGCUUGGUCGAGGAUGGUGUUCGCAAAGAAUUCCACAUCAACGAGCACCGCAGUUAUUCAGGUAUCUUCGACACUGAGACAAUCAACGCGUUAAGGAAUCACAACUCCGUUGCGUCGGUUGAUCCAGUUCUCGACAUGCACAUUUGGGACACUACCAAGCAGCUUUACGCUCCCUGGGGUCUUGGUAGUAUCUCUCACCAGAUUAGCGGCACAACUAACUAUGUUUACGAGGAGGAUGCUCAGGGCGACGGGUACUAUGCCUAUGUUGUCGACACUGGCAUUCGCGCCAGUCACGUCGACUUCGGCGGCCGCGCAGUCUUUGGGUUUAGCUCUGUCGCUAAUGAGACACAUGACGAUCUCCACGGCCACGGCACACAUGUAGCAGGCACCAUCGGCUCGGCUACUUUUGGUGUUGCCAAGAAGAGCACUCUUGUUGCUGUAAAAGUCUGCAAUGCCGUCGGCAAAACCAACACAGAGCUAAUCAUGGCCGGGCUGGCGUGGGCCUACGCGGAUAUGAAGAAUAAUACCCGCAUCGGCAAGUCAGUCAUCAACAUGAGCUUGGGUGGUGGAAGGCAGCCUGUGCUGACGGAGGCGGUGCAGGCCCUGUACAAGGAGGGAGUCACAGUCGUCGUUGCUGCUGGUAACGAGGGCAGUGACGCCGCGAACUACUCACCGGCCAACGCUGCCGAUGCCAUUACUGUCGGUGCAGUGGAUUCAACUUACACCAGAGCAGCAUUCUCAAACUAUGGCAAGAAUGUCGACAUUUUUGCACCAGGCGAAUCUAUCAUGUCACUGGGCUUCGAGAGCGACACUGCUACGUCGGUCAAGUCGGGUACCUCCAUGGCCUCGCCUCACGUUGCUGGACUGGUCCUGUACCUGAAGGAGCUGCAUAAGAUUGAGAAGCCCGAUGAAGUGCUAGCCAGGCUGGAAUCCCUAGCUGUGAAGGGGAUAGUUGAGGAUACCAAUGGCAGCGCAAACGUUUUAGCCUUCAACGGGGCCGUCGAUGGCGACACCCAGCUCGACAUAAGCGACAUAAUGAGAGAUGCGAAAUAA